Frankliniella occidentalis (western flower thrips) is the source of this 1664-nucleotide messenger RNA. RefSeq lists its product as uncharacterized. Bases 930 to 1496 code for a protein of 188 amino acids. The transcript has 7 exons. NCBI's taxonomy places the organism in Eukaryota, Metazoa, Arthropoda, Insecta, Thysanoptera, Thripidae. The record is from RefSeq and is a predicted model, not a curated record.
GUGAAAGCCAGCAUUCCUUAUCUUCUGAGGAUUCGGCCGUUGUCAAUAUUGGCAGUGUCGGAAAUAGGAACCCUGCAGAAGACGAGGAUGAUGAGAGUGGAGCAGGCUCAGUUAUUGUGCCCAUUCCAUCAUCUGGAAUUCUCCAGCCUUCAAAUUGAGGAUGUUGUUGGAGGUGUAUGCAGCCUACAAGACUGGCCUUGCCUCUGGCUCAAGCCUGAAGGUUCAUGUUCCCCAAACUUCUGCCCGUGAAGUUGUGUACUUAGUUGUAAAGCAGCUGAAUCUUGCGGCUGUGCGGAAAGGGAAGGGAGGUCCUGUUUACCCUGAUGAUCGACUAGAAAACUUUUGCCUUUUGCCUUUUGCCGUGAACGGUGUCUUCGUAAUGAUUUCAAGCCCUUACAAUUACAAAACCCCUGCCGGAAGGGUAGGGUGUAUGUACGGCAAAAACGUGACGUUUUUGCAGCCCUAGACCAGUGUGCUCGAAGACCCACAUCAUUUCUGUAGAGUAUUGAAUGAAUUUGUGAUGUUAGAAACUUGCCUGUGCUGCAAUUUCCUGAUUACUGUAGUGUUAAUGGGCACCAUUAUUGUUUCAUGUCAAGUCUUUUGAACCUUUUUCUUGAAAUCUCAUAGUUUUCCCAGACCUUAUUUUAAAGAGUACUUCAAAUUAUUAGGAAGUGUUGUUAUUGUUGAAUACAAUUCCUAUUUAUUGUGAAUUCCAGAAUUGGCAUGUCAGGAUAGCUAUGACAAACACAUGGUCCUUGGUGUCAGAUCUUUAUCAAAUCUAACUAUGAAUGAUGAAUGCAUGAGCAUGAAAUGAUGCACAUCUAUAGUAAAGAGUAAAGAGAAUAUGAUGCUAGCCAUUGUACGCUAGUGAUGAUUUGAGAUAUCAAUGUGCAAGAUGUUUGAAAAGUUUUCCAUCUAUUGAUGAAGGAAUGACUCAUGUCACAGAUAUGCACCAAAGACAUCUUCACUGCAUCAGAUAUAUAGUUGAUACUCAUUCAGAAGACUAUAUUAAUAUGGAUACCACCCAUCAAAUUCUUGAAUUUGGUUUACCUGUUGAAGCUUCUUUGAGCAGGGCUACCUCAACUCUAGGCUCUUCCCCUAGUAAAAAUAGUUCUCCACUUCAGACAAGUACAAACCAAAGAUUGUCCCCAAGAGGUUCUGUUGGAAGCAUUACACCAAUCACUUCACCUGUUUCUGGUACACCCUGCGUAUCUCCUAAAAAGUUUGAUUCUGUGAAAGGUAUUAAAGCUCUAGGUUCGAGAUCAGUUUUAAAGCCAAUGCCCCAAACUGUACCCCAGUUUGAUCAACCAAUGGAAUUGGGAACAAAACUUAGCCCAAAAACAAAACAUGCAGUAAACCCACAAGCUGAUUGUUGGAUAACUGUUGAAGGUGAAGACAUUGAAGUAGAUGAAAGUGCUCUGGAGGAAGAUAUUGAGGAAGUAGAGGAUGAAGAAACUAGUUCUGAAGAAAAUCAAUUACUAAUGAGUGGAAAUUGAGAAGAGUUUAAUAUUGAGGAGCAACCUUCUUCCUCUGCUGAAGCUAUAAAACAAUCAUCUGUGAGGCUACACAGUUCAAAGGUACACCAAGGAUUGGAUUUGAAACCUGUUAAAAAUAAUUUGCCACCCUCUCCUAAAAUUUUACCGCUGCCCAACCAACAAAAGAAA